Molecule: messenger RNA, 627 nt
Organism: Acytostelium subglobosum LB1
Lineage: Eukaryota; Evosea; Eumycetozoa; Acytosteliales; Acytosteliaceae
Exons: 1
Coding region: 1-627 (208 amino acids)
Source: RefSeq, a predicted model, not a curated record
AUGGACAACAAUCAUAAUAAUAUAUCAAUACAUAGAGUGUUGGGAGAUGCCAAACUAUGUGAAAAGAUAUUCGAUCAUGUUGGUGGUAUCCAUCGUAGAUUGUUGGACAAUAAGGUGAUCAGAUCAGUGAUCAAGGGCAGACAACUAUUGGACAAGGGCAAUCUUAAACAGAUGUUAAAGUACAAUGCUAACGUCUCUUCGUCAUACCCUCACAAUGAAUGUAUUCUCGAGAGUGCGGUGGAGUUCAAGAAUGAGCGAGCGUUCAAACAUAUGUUGACCAACUGCACCAACAUGACUUUUUCCCAAGAGUACGAUGAUGAGGAGUUCAUGGAUGAUUUGCGCACCUCAGUGAUCAGGAGUGGCAACAUCACUAUGCUCCAGGCCUACUUGGACAUCAGCCACCAUCAACAGAUGAUCCACAUCACAUACGCCAUGCUAAUAAUGGCAGUCAAUCAUUGCGACGAGCAAUUCCUCAAACUUCUACUUCAACGCUCAAUCGUCGGGAAUCUAAACGAUAGAUUUGACAAGCCGGUGAGGCCUGAUGUGGACAUCAACAUUCUGCACCUGAUCAGUGAUCACCUGGGUAAUCAACUAAUGUGGGAACCCAUCUUGGAACACACUGUGUAG